AUGUUGGAACACCUUUCCAUUAUCCAUAAAAAGAGAUCUGAAGAAACAGGAUUGCGAGAAAUCUCCUGUAAAAACUUACAAAGGAAAACUCAGAAAGCUGUGAAGAUAUAUAAAUUAUUUGAAAAGGUAGGCGUAGAUAAUAUUAAGUAUAUUACGACAUAUAGUGCAAACUCUAUUUCUGAGUUGACUAAUGAUAAAGUUCAAGAUAUUAUAGAUAAUUUCUCCAAGCAAAAUGAUAACGAUAACACCGAUGUGGAAGAAGUAUCAAUUCACAUGACUGAGAUUUCAGCCGGGGGCCCGGCCAAAAUUCUUCAGGGGAGAAUCAGAGCUCGGCUUCCAAUUUCUAUUUUACCUGAUGAUCCUGAUGAUUCCGAAGAGAAACGAAAACAUAUCAUUGGGUUGGUGUUAAAGCGUUUUCCUUAUCUAUCCUUGGAGUAUAGUGAGAGUUAUGGCGAUAGUUUUGUGUUUAAUAGUUCAAUACGUUGCCCCAUAUGUAAUAAAAACCAUGAAGGCGAAAAUAUAAAGGGUGGAUGGAGUUCUGAGCAACCUGAUGCCACCAGAAUAGAAAAUUUGACAGCUGGUAUUGCAGGAAUCCAAUUUCAAGGUAAUUGA
Rhizophagus irregularis DAOM 181602=DAOM 197198 is the source of this 612-nucleotide messenger RNA. NCBI's taxonomy places the organism in Eukaryota, Fungi, Glomeromycota, Glomeromycetes, Glomerales, Glomeraceae. The record is from RefSeq and is a predicted model, not a curated record.